Messenger RNA from Pungitius pungitius (ninespine stickleback), 1628 nucleotides. Its product is annotated as cholesterol 7-desaturase nvd. NCBI's taxonomy places the organism in Eukaryota, Metazoa, Chordata, Actinopteri, Perciformes, Gasterosteidae. Gene Ontology annotation, molecular function: 2 iron, 2 sulfur cluster binding; oxidoreductase activity. The coding region runs from base 261 to 1610 and encodes 449 amino acids. Gene Ontology annotation, biological process: cholesterol metabolic process. The record is from RefSeq and is a predicted model, not a curated record. The transcript has 7 exons.
AAAUAUGUGCAGCUCAAAUGAUCUGAUCCGAUCCCAGUGUAAUCUCAUUAGGUGAACUAAAUCCAGGUAACUUGACUGAUACCAUCAGAGACAACAGAGGGGGGCACUCAAAAUAAAACUUCUGCCCGUUGCUGCUCAAUCCAAAAAUACAAAGUGGCCCCUCUCGUCUCCUGGCGACAUUUGAAUGUCAUGCCGAUUGCUCACGAUAAACUGACCGCAGGAGGAAGGGACCGCGCAAAGACUCGCUAGGCACUAAGAGCAUGUCCAAUAGGAAAGUGGCCGUCGUUAUUGGACUGGGAGUAGCUGUGAUGCUUCUGGUGCGCAGCGGAGACCCGCUGGACUCCGUGCGCAACGGGUGCUCGGUUUGGAGCGACUUGGGGUUACUUGAGCGGGCUGUGGUCUGCGUCAUCGCCGGAUGUUCCCUGCUCGCCUUGGGCUGGCUGCACGGGCUGCUCUUCGGUCCCCUGGAGGUGCUGAGGGGGCCCGACGACGUGGGGUACAUCGCCGAGGACGGUCGCUCCAGAGCGCGGGCGGCCAACGAGGUGCGCCGAAGGAGGAAAACCGGAGAGCUGCCUCCGGUCUUUCCGAACGGCUGGUACCGGGUUCUGGACUCGCGCAGGCUCCAGAUUGGCGAGGUCAAAAGUGUCUCUGUUCUCGGUGAACAGGUGGCAGUGUUUCGGGGCCAGGAUGGGCCGGCCUACGUGGUGGAUGCCUACUGCCCCCACCUCGGGGCCAACUUGGCUGUGGGAGGACAAGUCGUGGGUGGCUGCAUAGAAUGUCCGUUUCAUGGAUGGCAGUUUCGGGGAAACGAUGGAAAAUGCGUGAAGAUCCCUUAUGCAGAAAAAGUGCCGGAGUUUGCCAAAGUGCGCUGCUGGCCCAGCUGUGAGGUCAACGGCCAGAUCCUGGUUUGGUUUCACUGUGACGGAGACGAUCCUCAGUGGACCAUCCCGGAGCAGCAGGAAAUCACAAAGGGCGAGUGGGUCUAUCGGGGGAGAACGGAACAUUUCAUCAACGCUCACAUAGAGGAGAUUCCUGAAAAUGCGGCGGACAUCGCUCACCUGACUCACCUGCACACGCCGGCUAUUGCCAGCGGUGUAGAUCUGCGUUACACCAACAGCAAAGCCUGGGAAUUCCUGCGCCAUGACUGGAAGGUUCACUGGGAACCAGAGCCGGAGCCCAACAAGCAUUGCUCCCAGAUGACGGUGAAACACGCGCUGACUGUGUUUGGGUGCCACUGGCCUCUGCUGGAUGUCCGCGUCGUGGCCAGACAGGUGGGUCCGGGAGUGGUGUUUCUGCUCUUUGACCACAGCUUCUUGGGCCGAGGCGUCAUCUUGCAGUGUGUGACUCCGGUGGAGCCUCUGCUGCAGUGUGUCUCUCACACCAUCUUCUACCAGUCAAACAUCCCACCUCUGGUGCCCAAGUUCAUCCUCAGAGCGGAGUGCAUUCAGUUUGAGCGCGACGUGAUGAUCUGGAACAACAAGAAGUACAUCUCCAAGCCUCUUCUGGUGAAGGAGGACUCAGCCAUCCAGAAACACAGGCGCUGGUUCAGUCAGUUCUACAGCGAGAACAGCCCGCAGCUGCAGCACCAGCGUCACACUUUGGACUUCUGACCUCUCCCAACUGAAGCG